AUGUCCUCCAUCUUCCACGACCAAUCGCUUUUGGACGCAUUCAAACGUGCAGCUUCCAACGAUCCUGCGUGUUCUCCAGAUGCUCUUAAGCUGAAUGUCCUAGAUUGGUGCCUGGAGCCUAAUGCAUUGAGCUUCUCGCCCCUGGACCUGCCAACCAGUGUCUCCGCAGAAGGCUUUCUCUGGCUCUUUGAUCACUAUGCUGCGCCGUCUGCAUUUCUUGCGGGAAGAUUGCGGUCGGUCACACACUCUUUCGGUGCUCUGAAUGAUAUGAACGGCUAUAAUUGCGCCUGGUUUCACUAUCUGUGUAAGAAUAUCACCGUCACUCGCGAUGCCCAUGGUAAGGCGUCGAUAUCCGAUCCUGGACCAGGAGCGCCGCAGCUCAAGCACGGAGACUUGACGUGGAUACGGUCUGGGUAUUUUCUGCGCUGGGCAGUGGGCUCGAAUCGAGAUCCAGAAGUAACGCUGAUCUGUUUCGAGCCGUCAAUUUCUCUCAAAGAACGUCUUCAACAAAUUCCAUCGUCGUCAAUAUCAAACAGCGUCGUCCGUGACCCAUAUAGUCUCUUUGCCAUCGUCCUGGAGGAACUGUCCCUGCAGAUGGACAACACGGUCGGGGAUGUCCUGAACGUCUUUCAACACAUUGAAUGGAACACCCUGACCACUGCAAGGUAUAGGGAAUCAUUCACCUGGCUGCACGAUGUCUCCAAGCAUAUCCUGUUUCUGCAGGAGAGCGCUGAGGCCACGCUGCUCACUUUGAGAAAUCUGUCCUGGCAUCACGGCCGUAUCCUCGAAACAGUUCCUGACCCGGACCGCCAUGCAACUGAAACGGCACAGGAAAUGCUGGCACACGCCGAGACGCAGUUCCAGUCCACCAGUUUGCGCCUGAAGAGUCUUGAAAAACGAAUGGACAAUAUUAUCGCAUUACAAUUCCAUGGCAACCAUUGCGAUCGUAACACUCUCCUUCCUGCCAACGACGACCGUAUCCGUGAGUCCUAUGUUUCCGGUGACUAUGGAACUUCAUUGCUGACCAUCUAG
Molecule: messenger RNA, 1032 nt
Organism: Aspergillus fischeri NRRL 181
Lineage: Eukaryota; Fungi; Ascomycota; Eurotiomycetes; Eurotiales; Aspergillaceae
Exons: 5
Coding region: 1-1032 (343 amino acids)
Source: RefSeq, a predicted model, not a curated record